Molecule: messenger RNA, 2058 nt
Organism: Penicillium mononematosum
Lineage: Eukaryota; Fungi; Ascomycota; Eurotiomycetes; Eurotiales; Aspergillaceae
Exons: 5
Source: RefSeq, a predicted model, not a curated record
UCGCUGUUCCCUCUGCAACCCUUUGACUUCAAUGCAGAAAUCGGAAAUGGAACUACAGCCAUUGCCACAGCCGGACGACGAAUCGCUUAUAGCGGACAAGCUAACCACUUGGUCACAGUCAUUGUCAAGGUCGAAGGGUCCAUCUCUACCUUCGUGGUGCUGGUGUUCAAUGUUGGCUUUGUCCUCUGGGCGGUCACGAAUCAUGGACUGAAGGGUGAUCAAGCCGUCCUCUUCACUGGGAACUGCGAGAAAUCAAAACAGAUCAGCACGGCGUUUCACUUGGUGAUUAAUAUUCUAGGAACUGUUCUGUUAGGUGCGAGUAACUACGGCAUGCAAUGUCUCUGUGCUCCAACCAGGGGGGAUAUUGAUCGUGCCCACUCUAGAGGGAAGUGGCUGGAUAUUGGCGUGCAAAGCACACGGAAUCUCAGCCACAUUCCCCGUAUAAAGCUCUUUCUUUGGAUCUCUCUGGCUUUUUCAUCGCUCCCUUUGCAUCUCAUGUAUAACUCUACCAUAUUCCAGACCCUGUCAGUCUAUAAGUACCAAGUGCUUGUAGGAAACAAGCCCUUUUCUAGUUUCAAUGUAAACAAUGUGAAACUCCCUGGUCAAAACUCGCCUGAUACGACCUUUUCAAGACUGCUGGAGAAGGACAUGAACGGGACGCUCGAGUACUUCACCAAUAGCGAGUGUAUCUCCAAAUACGCAAAUGGGUUUCAGACAAAUUACGCCAACUUGCUCCUUGUUACGGAUGAUUAUAAUUCAACUAUCCAAGACUUCGCCAACUUCACGGACCAUGGACCACCUGAAACUGACCCCUACCGCUGGAUAUGCGCUGGAUUAGGCUCCGCUUUCUCGCACCGAGACUGCCCAAGCCUUGUACCGGAGCUACUCGCAGACCCAGACAACUGGGCGGUACCGGCAACGCUUUCAGACUUUGUGAGUACGAACUUUUCACUCCACUCGACAGAUCUCAAAGUCAAUUAUUGCCUGAGCGAAAGCGUCCCGGAAAGAUGUACCGUAGAGUACAGCCUUCCGUUGAUUAUCGUGGUGAUUAUUUCGAACAUCAUCAAAAUUGUCAUCCUAUGUUGGAUUACCCUCACCAUGGCCGAGACUCCCAUUUUGACCACAGGGGAUGCCAUUUCCUCCUUCGUCGAGAUACCCGAUGAUACCACAAGGGGACAAUGUCUACUCUCGCGUGACGUGGUAAUCAAGCCGGUCAAUAAGAGCCUGAGAUUUGAUGCAAAACCAAGACGAUGGGGAUCGCCCGUGUCUGGUCGCCGAUGGACGAUUUGUCUCUUAUCAUAUUCUAUUGCCAUCCUUGUCUGCGUUUUCUUCCUCAUCAUAGGGGUGGCCGGAAGUAGCGGGAUUUGGGCCGCUGGUCUCGGAGAGCCGAACAUCUCGAACUUGAUAAUCGGCUUGCCUUCCUCCCUGGUAGCAAACACCAUCAUAGCCAAUGCCCCCCAGGUCGUGUUCUCGAUAUUGUACUUUUCAUCCAAUGGUAUCUACACCAUCAUGGCGCUCGCCAAUGAAUGGAGCUACCACGCCCUCAAACGGAAGGGUCUUCGGGUUUCCACGCUUCCCCGGGGCUCUCAGCGAAGUACAUACUUCCUGUCCCUUCCUUACCGAUACUCACUUCCCCUCCUGACCAUUUCGGGCAUCUUGCACUGGCUCAUAUCCCAGAGUCUCUAUCUGGUGAGCAUUAAGUCGUAUGGGAUUGGGCUGACUCGGGAGCCUGCGGAAGAUACCACCACGUGUGGGUAUUCGCCGGCUGUGAUUCUGAGUACGCUUUCUGUCGGGGUCGCCAUGCUGGUUUGUCUUGUCUUGAUAUCAUUUAAACGGUUAAAGUCCGGUAUGCCAGUGGCGGGGAGUUGUAGUUUGGCUAUUGCUGCUGCUUGUCAUCCUUCCUUCUCGGGUGGGGAUGCGAUGGAGGAGAUAGGUGGAAUUGAUGGUACACUUCCGUUGAAAUGGGGGGUUGAAAUGCCUGAACGUGAUGGGAUAGGGCAUUGUGCACUCUCCAGUGGGCAAGUGGAGUUUCCGCUGGAUGGAAGCGUGUAUGAGUGA